This is a messenger RNA of Dicrocoelium dendriticum, 843 nucleotides long. The record is from the annotation of a GenBank genome assembly. NCBI's taxonomy places the organism in Eukaryota, Metazoa, Platyhelminthes, Trematoda, Plagiorchiida, Dicrocoeliidae.
AUGAAGCAAGCGAUUUUGAAAGAGUUACGGCCCAGCGCACGAGCUCGAUUUGAGCAGCUCAAUGGUCUCAAGCUUGGAGAUGGCAAGCCGUCGGCAUUGCUCCGCGAACUUCAGCGCAUCGCUGGUCCCUUAUUCUUGAGCGAAGAAGGGAUAAAGGCGCUGUGGUUUGCACGCCUCCCAGAGCCAUUGCCCGUAAUGCUGUCCAUGUUUAUACAUGCACCCCUGAAAGACUUAGCUACCAAGGCAGACGCUGCGUUUGAACGGUUUCCGCAGCAGACGACCAGUAACUCCGGUGACGUAUUCUCACCGAUGAAAACCGAAUCUCAUGUUUGUUCCCAGUCGCCAGACCGAUCUGACUAUAAAGACGAGGAAAUUGCGCUACUUCGUAGCAGGAUAGCAGCAAUGAAGGCUUCAAAGCAGCGUGCGCCACGGUCAAAUGCUGACCACGUUUUGGCUACCGUUCAUUGCGGCUCGUCUGUGCCUGCACCGAGUACGUCACGUUUGGCACGAAAGCGCAACCUUUUCCUUACAAGUUCUCAGUCAGAUAAUGUCAAACCCGUCGAAGAAGUAUGUUGGUAUCACCGCCAAUACGGUGGAAGAGCUAGACGUUGUCGAGCUCCCUGCAUUAGGCACGACCCAGGGAAAACGAAUAGCCCGCAUACUAGCACUACAAACGUAUCAUUCAAUAAACAAGCAAACCAACUGUUUUACGUUAAGCAUCGACGCUCUUCCAUCACCUACCUCAUCGACACGGGAGCGGAAGUCAGCGUCAUCCCAGCGACCGCUAGUGACAAGCACUCGGAGCCUAGUACAAUUUGCGUGCGGCCAACGGUUCUCCGAUAG